This is a messenger RNA of Cantharellus anzutake, 1046 nucleotides long. RefSeq lists its product as uncharacterized. The transcript has 4 exons. Bases 230 to 826 code for a protein of 198 amino acids. NCBI's taxonomy places the organism in Eukaryota, Fungi, Basidiomycota, Agaricomycetes, Cantharellales, Hydnaceae. The record is from RefSeq and is a predicted model, not a curated record.
GUCCAGGCCCCUUGUGGUAAUGGCGAGAUAAGGACUUGCAGGACAUACACGUGGGCCUCAUGAUCAGCGACUAGUCAUGGGACUCGCCUCCCUCGUUCCUUUCCAGAUUUGGAUAUCACCACCCUGAGGUUCUGGACCUUUGGCCCCUACGUACCAUUGCUCACAGGGAGCUUAGGUCAUUGCGACUCGGUGGAUACCGGCGACUGCAGGAAGAGAUGGUAAAGGGUGAAUGGCACCGGCGGAUGGCGGUCGGAGAGCUGGCAAAGCAUUAACGCGGCCAUGUACUGAUUUUGUACAGUGUAAUCCAUUGUACGCUCCGUCAUAUGCCAACGGGCACAGAUACGGAGUUAAAAAUGUUACACACACACGCACACACACACUCAACAGGGUACAUUCUCAUUCGGCCACGCCACCGUGGCACACCGCCUGUACUGUUAUGGACUUUUCUUGUGCGAGUUUGAACAAAGACCCCCCUUACGGGGAUUACUCAUCCCCAUACUAUACUACAUCGGCCACCCCGGGUCGAUGCCCGCGAAACAGAAUAAUGGACCCAGAUGCGAUCGCUGCGUUGCAUGAAAUCGUUAAUGCGCAAGUGCUCUUCUGGGUUGUCAUUGCGUUCGAUCCCUCACGCAUGCCUCACGCCCACAUCCACAUGACCACCGCUGUACUGCGUACAUUAAUGAUGAGCCGACUGUGGGCAUCACGCGGUUUUUUGUUUCUCAACGUGUUGGCUAUUUCCGGCGGUCUUCUGUCUUCUCUGUUGGGGCAGAGUCAUGUCCGCUGGCCCAAGCCGGGCCUAGAGGACCGAAACAUUGGCGCGAACUAAACUCGGGCCCCAAAGCAGACCAUGAUAUUUGGUCACACAGAUCCAAACGUGCAUCAUAGCUCUGAUCCGUAUAUAUAGUGGUGAAUCAGCACCCACACGAACCCCAUGUCUUGCGUUGAAUGUUUCAUGUAGGACUUUCCAGGGGCAACAAUAGAUAGUUUGAAAUAACAACACAAAAAGCUGCAAACCAGAAACGGUCUACUGUUCGCUUACCCAAUGC